Zea mays is the source of this 1644-nucleotide messenger RNA. Its product is annotated as lipid phosphate phosphatase epsilon 2, chloroplastic. Gene Ontology annotation, molecular function: dolichyldiphosphatase activity. The coding region runs from base 452 to 1264 and encodes 270 amino acids. Lineage: Eukaryota; Viridiplantae; Streptophyta; Magnoliopsida; Poales; Poaceae. The transcript has 4 exons. The record is from RefSeq and is a predicted model, not a curated record. Gene Ontology annotation, cellular component: endoplasmic reticulum membrane; intracellular membrane-bounded organelle. Gene Ontology annotation, biological process: lipid biosynthetic process; protein N-linked glycosylation.
UAUUUUAUUUUAAAUUUUACCUCAUAAACAGUCAAACAAUUAUUAACUGUACAAAUUCUCUAUUUUUUUGACGAUCCACCAGACGACGCAGGAGAAUCUUUGGGCAUGAGCGCACCACCGAAGCUCACUCGACCAUCUUAUGAUCUUCGACUCUGGCUUCGCCCAUCUCCAGCACCGUCCACAAGACCAACACCAACCACCUCAUGCUUGCCUUUUGCUUGUCGUGCCCUCCGUCCUCACAGCUUCUCCUCCAGUCAUCCCGGUCCCGGCCGCGGCCAUUUUCUAUCCCGUCAACCACAUCAGGGCAACCUGCCAAACACCGCGAUUGCGCAAUCCGUCCAAACCCCGUCAACUUCCUGAUUCCCUCUCCCGGAGCCAUCGAGAUGCUCUCUUCCUCCGUUAGUUCAGCUACCGCCGCGCUGUCUCGCGGGUCGCCGCCGCUCCAAGAAGCAUGCCCCGCCUAUUGCUUCCAUCUCCAUCGCCUCGCCCCUGUCUGAACGACUCGGUGCGCCGUCCACCACUCUCCAAAUAUCGGUUCUUCCUGCCCAGGACUCGGAGGCGGCCAAGUCCGCGGCUUGGCGUGCGAAUGGCAGAGAUGACCAAGGUUGGGAGCGCCGGGGAACCGGCCGAGGUUGGGGUUUCCAUGGAGAGUGACCCGAUUGUGGGAGGGGAGGCGCCGUCCCGCCCGGGGUGGGAAGCGAGCCGGUGGGCGCCCGUGGAGGCUGCGCUGAAUCGGAUGAGUAAAUGGCUGGUGGCUGGUUCUCUUGCUUUUGCAGCUAUUUGGAAGCGUGAUGCUGAAAUUAUGUGGUUUUUGCUGGGUGCGGUUGGCAACUCUCUGCUUUCGAUGGUUCUUAAAAAGAUGCUAAACCAUGAAAGACCCGCACCAGCUUUGCGGUCUGGCCCUGGGAUGCCAUCGUCCCAUGCACAGUCCAUAUUCUAUGCUGCGACCAUCCUGGCUCUUUCAUUGUACUACUGGCUUGGGACAAAUUAUCUGACCAUGAUUCUUGGGCCUGCAACUCUGUCGGUGGCUGCCUAUCUGUCUUGGCUACGGGUGUCUCGGCGCCUUCAUACACUAAACCAGGUCAUGGCGGGAGCUGUUGUAGGAUCUGUCGUCGGUGCUCUAUGGUUUGUGCUCUGGCAUUCGCUUGUGCAGGAGGCUUUUGCUUCUUCUCUGCUGGUCAGGAUUGCAGUCGUUCUUGGAUCAUCAGCAUUUUGUGUUGGCUUUGUCAUCUACAUGAUUCGUCACUGGCUCAAGGAUGAGUAAUGUACUUCUUAGCCGCAAUGGGAGAUCGACUGAUAGGCACGGUGCGUUUGGAUGAGUGAAUCCGUUCCAAUUGUUAUCAGAAUCGCUUGAAAUGGUGUCAAAUGGGUUGUGAGUGGAGCGAUUCACGAGUGAAACCAUUUUUAAUUAAAAUUCAAUCUAGUAGUUAAAUGAUUUCACGAAGUGAUUCUAGUUCGUGAUCAGAAACAUUUCAAGAAUUUAGAUCCAAAAUGUUUCUAUACCCAUCAUGGUGCAAAGACCUCUAAACGCACAUUUGAUUUCUGUUGUGAAUUAGACCUUUUUAUUUAACACUGAAGGAAAGUUAAAGCAUGGAUUCUUGUGGUACCGAAUAAUCGGCCACUUGGUUUCCUUUUUUUUAGAAA